This is a messenger RNA of Phialemonium atrogriseum, 465 nucleotides long. RefSeq lists its product as uncharacterized. The record is from RefSeq and is a predicted model, not a curated record. The transcript is spliced from 4 exons. Bases 1 to 465 code for a protein of 154 amino acids. Lineage: Eukaryota; Fungi; Ascomycota; Sordariomycetes; Cephalothecales; Cephalothecaceae.
AUGGUCGACGUCCUGACUGGUGUUUUGUCGACCGUAGCAGCACUAUUUUUCUACACGGUCUUCGUCAUCCACUUGGUGGUCGUCCGCACCACAGAGGAGAUACUCAAGCUUGUGCCGAACGAGCUACGCGGCGCUGCCCUUGAUGAGCAAGGAUCAGGUGCCAAACCUCGCAGCUACUCACAGCUUCACUGGCAGGCGCAGGCUGACUACGUCCCGGAUCAGAUGUGGGACGCGGCGCUGACCCUGAUCAUGAUCGUUAUGAUCGUCAUGAUCUUCAACCUCAUCGCUUGGCUAAUUGGUGGAUUCAACAAGGUCUCGAUGCUGCGCACGCUCAACCGCAUGCACGAAGAGAUCGCCGGUGCCCGCGUCCAGGGCAAGGUUGCCCUGGACGGCGAGGACAUCUACGCAGUACCGUCAACCCCGUCGACGUCUGUCGCACCAUCGGCAUGGUGUUCUAGCGGCUAA